This is a messenger RNA of Penaeus monodon (black tiger shrimp), 516 nucleotides long. Its product is annotated as zinc finger protein 658B-like. The transcript has 3 exons. The record is from RefSeq and is a predicted model, not a curated record. The coding region runs from base 1 to 516 and encodes 171 amino acids. Lineage: Eukaryota; Metazoa; Arthropoda; Malacostraca; Decapoda; Penaeidae.
AUGGGAGAUGAACAUGAGAAGCAGUGGCACUUCACUGGCCACUCAGCAUUUGGCAACCCAAGAGAGAAACCAUAUAAGUGUGGAGGCUGCAACAAGACUUUUACAGUAAAUAAGAAGCUGUUGAUACAUCGGAGAAUGGAAUGUGAGUACAAGUGUCAUCAGAUAAUUACCAGGCACCUAAGGAUGGCAAUAAAGAAGGGUGUCUGGAAAAGUACCCGAAAUCUGGAAUGCUUCACUUGUAAAACUAUUGGCACACAUGAGGGUUCAUACAAAGGAGAACCCUUUUUAAGUGUGAGGGUGUGUGCUACACCAUUUGCUGGGAAAUCUGAUAUAGGAAAACCAUAUGAAGACACAUACAAAGGAAAGACCUAUAGAUGUGAUCAUGCAGUAAAGGAUCUCCGGGGAAAAUCUCAUCUGAGAUUCACAUUAAAGAAUACAUGUAAAGGAGAGGCCUUUAAGUGUGAUAUAUGUAAUAAAAGCUUCUUUGAAAAUUUCGUCUUAGGAAUCACAUGUUAA